Molecule: messenger RNA, 152 nt
Organism: Paramuricea clavata
Lineage: Eukaryota; Metazoa; Cnidaria; Anthozoa; Malacalcyonacea; Plexauridae
Source: the annotation of a GenBank genome assembly
UCAUAAUGGGUAUGUACGCUCUCAUUUUCGUCGUUGUUCGUAAACGACAAAAGAUGCUGAGAAAUGGGGAACUUGGUCAAACUUUCAACGAUCGAAACCAACGAAGGGAACUUUUGCAAAAUCUGAAAGUUAUCCGAAUGUUAGUGGUUGUC